GCAACUUAAAUCUGACUUAUUUCCAACAGUACCAGAGAAGGAAAUAAAAAUACUAAUAUUCAUAUGUCCGAUUUGUCGGAAAGAAUGAAACACACCGGACUGAUCACUGUGUUAGGAUUUCUUUUUGCUUUUACUCAAGCAAAUCAUUUUCGUGGUGGAAGCAUAAGCUGGGAAGCGACGCCGAACAACCCAUUAGAAGUCAUUUUCCGUUACCGGACAGCAUGGAAAUUGUAUAGAGGUCCGUGUGGAUCCAACUGUUCGGUUCAUAGCAUAGGACAAAGAGGUUCUGAUGGUAAUGGAGCAUGGAAGUGUUUAUCAGGGUGUUUAACACAGUUACCUGUACACGACCACGGUUACACCGUGACAGGAGUGAGCACGAGCGAAGACUGGGAACAAGGUGAAGAGACCUUCAACUACACAUUUUCGAACCCCGGAAGUUUUUUGGUCGGUUUUAGAGGGAGUGCUUGGAUCGCUUUGGCUAAUGACAAAGGUAGCAGAUUUUGGAGCGUACAGACCAUGGUGAAUCUUGGCGUCCGCAAUGACACAGGCAACCCUAAUGCCAGUCCAGCCACAUUGAGUCAACCCUUCUACAGGCAAGUUGUUUUUUUAUUAUAUCACUGGCAGUUACAUGUACUUGUGCCUACCGAGUAUUACGCCGUAAUUUCCAGAAUUCGCUGGAGUGAAAAACAUCGAAUUCAUUGAUAUUCAGAACUGCUUUUAGAAAUCGAAUAUCAACUGUUAAAGUAUAAUUAUGUGCCAAUUUUGAGGUUUUGCCAUUUUCUUGCUGUCACUAUUUUACCACCUUUCUUUAUCAAAUUGAAACAAAACAUUAUGUACUGCUAGAUUUGUUAUAUGAGGACACAAAUAAGUUUCAGAUUGUAGAAUAAACUUUAAACAUCCAAUUGUAGCAUGUUGUGGUGAUAGGGACCACAUUUUUUGUUUAUGAUGAACUCGCUUGUGGAAGGUUAAGCCAUGUAAUUAUUUAAGAGUGCAAGCCGGAUGCCCAUUCAAGCUGGAUAUCCCUGUGACCGACGCUGAUGGUGACCAUGUCCGUUGCCGAUGGUCACGAGGACAAGAGUGCGCUUCUGUUUGCGGCGCUCUUCCUGGAGCUAAGUUGUACUCAAAUUGCACCCUGGAUAUCCCACUGAUUGCUGGAUCCAACAGAGCAAGUCCUUGGCUUGCUGCUGCCAUUACUAUAGAGGACUUCCCAGUGUCAGACAUAACGCAGGGUGGUGUCCAUAAGACCUCUGCCACGCCCCUGUCAUCCAUACCAUUACAGUUCUUGAUGAAGAUACAAAGCACUGGCAGGACACAAAACAGACAGGCAUGCGAUGUUAAACCAUCUAUACUGAAUGCAGGCCAAAGCAGCAAACCCUUGCCUCUCCCCUUUGGAAGCCCGUUUAGGAAACGGGUGUUUGCGAAUGCAAGCUCUACGUCACAUCCAAUCGCCGAAAUCAAGGUAUUUGGACCUGCCGGGAUGAAAGUGCUUCCACUUGGAACUCUAAGCAACAUCACAAAAUACGUCGAUGUCUAUUGGACGCCGUCUUCUGAUCAGACCGGGGAGGUCAUCAUCUGUUACCAGGCCAAGGAUUCAGCAGGCAAAUCAAGUGAUUCCGUGUGUGACACAGUCAAGAUAAACGGACCGGUAACCAAAGCACCGGAAAGCAGCACGGUUUCCGUGGAAAAUUUUACCACAGCACAGACAACUGUGAAAAUUACGAACCAACGUGGUGGACAUUCACCUGGUUUCAAAGCGUGGUACUUUGCACUCAUUGCCGUUGCGGCUUUGUGUCUCUUAACUACCUGCUGUGUUGCUUAUUGUUGUUGGAAGAAACACAAGCCAAUGCGCUGCAGCAAAAUACGAGACACAGGAUCAGAAGCGGCCGAAAGUAUCACUGACCUUAAAAAGAAAGCAGAGCCCAACGAAGCCUCAUGCGAAAAGAGACCGAGUCUUGCCUACCCUCCUCCGAAUUACACGUUUGAUGCGGUGUGUGGUGGAAGACGUAGCUUCCAAGAGGCGAUGGUUUCAAUGGACCAAGCAUUUGUUGGAAUGCCUGCUCCCCUGUACGAAGACACCAGUAGUUCCCCCUAUCGUGAAGUUAAUCACCAUGGAAACUACGCAUAUGCCGGCGAUGCAGCCCCAUCCGUUGUCAAGGGGGCGCUUCCACCUCUACGAAUACAGUGUCCACCUGCGUUAACCUCACCUCGAAGAUCACUGCCGCCGAUUUAA
Lingula anatina is the source of this 2230-nucleotide messenger RNA. RefSeq lists its product as uncharacterized. Lineage: Eukaryota; Metazoa; Brachiopoda; Lingulata; Lingulida; Lingulidae. The record is from RefSeq and is a predicted model, not a curated record.